Molecule: messenger RNA, 1023 nt
Organism: Closterium sp. NIES-65
Lineage: Eukaryota; Viridiplantae; Streptophyta; Zygnematophyceae; Desmidiales; Closteriaceae
Source: the annotation of a GenBank genome assembly
AUGGCCACCCCCAAUGUUCUUACUUUUGACGCUGAGGGGAGGGCCAUUGACUUUGCCGUCUGGAUUGAAGACCUGCAGCUGUACUUACUGUGUGAUGCGAUAGAUGAGGUCUCUCUUUUUGACUUUGUCUCUGGCGCUGUUCCUGCCCCACCUGCUGAUGCUGACUCUGCCGUUCGCUCCAAGUGGGCGACCCGCGAUGCUGCUGCACGUCUUGCUGUGCGUCGCCACCUCCCUUCCUCUGAGCGUGCCCACUUUAGUCAGUGCAAGUCCGCUCAGGCCUUGUACGACGCUGUAGUUGCACGCUACUCCUCCCCUUCCUCCGCUACCCUUAGCCGCCUCAUGCUACCGUUUCUCUUCCCUGACCUCGCUUCCUUUCCCACUGUCGCUGACCUCGUUACCCACCUCCGUGCUAGUGACACCCGCUACCGCGCUGCCCUUCCUGCUGAGUUCCGCGCUGCGAACCCUCCUCCCAUGUACAUCACCCUCUACUUUCUCGUCACCCGUCUCCCUGAGUCCCUUCGUGUCGUUAGGGACCAGGGUGUGGUCCUUCCCCCCUGCUGCCCUCUGUCGCCUCUGCCGCUGCGGCCGACCUCACUGGUUUUGAGUCGGUCGGCGCGGCGUCUGCCCCCAGCGGCAGACGCCGCUCUGGCAAGAGCAAGGGGGGCAGGGGAGCGGGUGGAGCUCGAGGGGGCGGUGGAGGAGGCGGUGGGGGUGGCGGGGGGAGUGGGGGUGGCGGUGGGGGUGGUGGCGGGAGUGGAGGUACUGGUGGCGGCGGUGGAGGCGGAGGUGGCGGCGGAGGUGGUAGCGGAGGAGGCGGUGGGAGCGGUGGGAGCGACGGUCCUGGUGGGGGAGGUGGCGGUGGAGACGGAGGUGGCGGUGGAGGCGGGGGUGGCGGUGGAGGCGGGGGUCGGAGUGGCUCGUCCCAGCGGAGCAGCUCUGGGGGUGGUCAGCGCCAGCAGCAGCAGCAGCAACAGCAGCAGCCGCAGCAGCAGCCACAGCAGCAGCAGCGCUCUCGCACCGUGA